AUUUUUGUUGCUUUCGUUUGAAGUCAUUUUCCGUAUUUGAAUGAUGUCGGGCAGAGCGCAUCGCUCCUUGAUUCUGCUUGCUUUUGUGCUCCUGGCCUGCUGCAUUGGCUGGAGCUCUGCAACGCAAUGGCGAAUGUAUACGGUUGAGAGCGACGCGAGUGUGUUUAUUGUGAGCGGACGCCAUGUUCCACCGUCACCGGCGACGACCACCAUCGCCGCGGCUUCUUCAUCGUCAACACUGACCGACAUCGAUAUCAGUGUCACGGGUGAGGAUCAGCCGAGCUCGAACGAGGACCGCGUGGGAACACACAUCUCCCGCCAAAUCCCGGCACGGACUGGGAUCCAGCAGCAGCAAGCCAUCCGCUUCGACUGGUCUGGCGUGAGCGUCGCGACGACGGUGAUGAAUGCGACUCGCAUCGUGCUCAGCGUCGCGCUGGACGGCGCAGACAACUCGUCGCAGGCACACUUUGAGGUGCUCGUUCGCGACGCAGCCACGCCGUUGAGCAACCAGUCCAUCCUGUACCAAGCAAGGGUCAUUGUGUACAGCGCCAAUGCGUCCACAAUCGAGUGCGUAACAUUGCCUGUGGACGAUCUGCCGCUGCUCAACCCGGCGCAGGUCUAUUCGGUCGAGAUCAACAAGCGCACCGAAGCGAGCGGCGGGAUUGUCUACUUUUGCGGCAUGGGCGUAGCCGAUGACACGAUGGCGACCGACAGCCAUGAGAACGAGAAUGUUGAUCAUAUUAGCAACAAGAAGAAGCACGGCAAGAAUGUCGAGAUCAAGACCGACGAAAGGAUGGCAAUGACUGGAAACAAGUUUGCCAACCCAAGCAUGCAUCGCCCAUCGCACCAUCCUGCUGCUGCUGUCGCGGGGCGGAGGAUUGAAUGGCUCGGCGCGUCGCUCACCUGCGGGUUUGGCGAUGAAGGAACCGCUCCGUGCGACUUUUCGUGGUACACUGAAAACAAUUACCUAUCACACGGCCCCAUCACGUCGCGCGCGUUGAAGGCUGAGUACCACAUCGAAGCGUGGAGUGGCAAGGGUGUCAUCCGAAACUAUGGCGACACUGGCUUUUCUGUUUGCCCCUUCCCAUGCUACUUUAACCGCACACUGGCCAACAGCAAUCUGCUUUGGGAUUAUGGUGCCUGGGUUCCACAGGCCGUUGUCAUCAAUCUGGGAACAAACGACUACUGGACGACUCCGUAUCCUACAGAUGACCAGUUCAUUGAUGGUCUCAUUGGCUUUGUCAAGCAGAUUCAGACCGCCUAUGCACCCUACACGACUGACAUUGUCUUCUUCCUCGCUUGCGGUCCGAUGCUCACUGGGCAUCCGUGCGAUAACGUCAAGGCAGCUGCAGAAAAGUCGGCGACCUACUACAUUGAUAUUCAUCCAGCGCUCAACUCGACCGACUGGGGCUGUGAUGGACACCCCAACCUUGAUGGACAGGCAAAGAUGACUCAAAUCACUAUUCCGUUCAUCGGAUCGGUCAUGGGCUGGUUGUGAGCUUUGCCUCACACAAGCACAAACAUGCGCAUGUAAAAACUCGUGCUCUGGAAGGUGUUGCUAUUUUGUUUUUUCCCAUACCAUGCGCAUUGCUAGAACACAAACCCAAAAAAAAAAAACACCAACAAAAACCC
Molecule: messenger RNA, 1632 nt
Organism: Capsaspora owczarzaki ATCC 30864
Lineage: Eukaryota; Filasterea; Ministeriida; Capsasporidae
Product: endoglucanase E
Exons: 4
Coding region: 41-1498 (485 amino acids)
Molecular function (GO): carboxylic ester hydrolase activity
Source: RefSeq, a predicted model, not a curated record